UCGAGUCUUGCGAUGGGAGGGACAUGACGCAUGAGUUGCACUCAAGGUGUCAAGUUCGUGUCCUGGCGAAUAUUCGGAGCAACUUGAAGCAUUUGAAGGAAAGUUUCUGACCUCCUUCAUGUUUUUCCUAAUCAACUGUUGUUCUGGCUGCAAAAUGACCAAUGACCUCUGACGUAACCCAAUCCAGAGCCUUUUUCCUUAAUUUUUUCUUCCCUUCACCGUCCUGGUACCGUUAUGCGUAUGUAUUGACUGGUACCGUUUUGCAUGCACAUGUACUGACAACAAGAAUCGAGACCAACCAUCAAGUGGUGUCACUGCCAAUUGCGUGGGCACAACCGCCGAUGUGCACGCAAGAGAUGAUGGCCUAACUGGUGUCAUUGCGAUUGAUGUGAUUAUUCGCCCACGAUCCCUUCGCCUCUUCCAUCAUUCUUGUUACCCAGUCUCGCUUCAUUGGAAGUGGUGCCUGAGCCGCAUGCAAACGUAGUCUCUUGACACCAUCAAUCUCCAAACAGCCCAUGACCUCACCAAGCAACCAUCAUCCGAUGAUGACCGGGAUGGGCUCAUAAAACCAAAAACACAAAAAACAAUCAUUCAAUACAAGAUGAAAAAGCAAUCAUCCAAACUACUCCUUUUCCUCGUUCUCGAACUCGCAUCGAGAAAUGCAACCAAUGCCUUUCUCGCGACCAAACCACCAUCGCGUCGAGGCCAUGUAGUGGCAAAUGACAGAGUUGUACAGACAGCUUCGUCAUUGGCGAGCCCUACCCGGUUCACUGCGAACAAUCCAAUUCGCUCCCAGCAAAGUCAUCUAUACUUUGACUUGGCGUCAGUUCUGGAUCCCGUAUCAUUGCAAGACUCGCUGCCCCCCGUUUUGCAACAGCUAUCGCAAACUCUGUUUUUUCAGCCGACAGAGACCCUCUCCACAGCUCGUAUGAUCCAGACUGCGGGAGAGGCGUCUUUUGCGGGAUUGUUUGCUAUUGCUGCCGUCCAGGGGGCCUUGGUCAUGAGGCAAUAUCAGACCAAUCCCAACGGUGGCUUGAUUGUCCCACCUGGGUUGACGGUGGGCGACGAAGACGCCACCAAAGACACUAUACCCAUGGACUUUGCUGCUGCUGCACCAAUGACGAAUGGGGUGGCGGCAUUGAAAGCCCAGACUGUCAUGACUGAUGAGGAGAUCCAAGCCAUGGUCUGUAAUACAGAAGAUACCGAACUUUCUUGCGCCAUGAAGAAGCAAUGGUACCACAUCACCACUCAGGUUUUGGCCGUUGCACUCAUUCCGCUUGCAGCGGUUGCCGCGCCAUCUAUGGGCUUGGCAUCCUUCUUCCUCCGGUUUGAGCACAUUAUGCACUUGGCUGUCAUGUUUGGUUUGACACAUGUCUAUGACUUUUUUCGCAAGUUGCCCAGCAUGGAGACCCUUGCAGGCAAUAUCGAACGGCCAAGCGUAAGCGCACAACAGCAAGAACCAAUGUUUUCAGGAGACCACCCCCGUGUUAUGGUGCUCGGCGACAGCAUGUGUGUGGGGAUUGGAACUUGUGAGGUCUUCGACGGUGAAAAGGUCUAUGACAUUCCCCUUCACAAGGAAGAACAUUUGGCCGAUACCCCUGACGAUAUUCUCACUUCUGCCUCACCUGGCCCCGUCUUUCCCAAAAUCCUGGCAAAGACAUUGUCGCAGCGACUCCAAAAGCCCGUUGCGUGGAGGAGCGCAGGAGUCGACGGAGGUUCCACCUUAGACAUUGCCGAGCACUUGCUCGAGGUCGUCCAAGACGAAGUGGACCAAGACAAGGCACCAGACUUGGUAGUUGUUUUGACAGGAUCCAAUGAUCUGAAGCAUCUCUUGGAUGGUUCCGCUUCUGUCAAGGGAUUUCGAUCCAACUUGAUGGACUUGGCCAAACAAAUCCAAACCAUCUCCCCCAAGACAAGAGUGGUCUUCCCGGCACUCCCGACCUAUCGAAUGGACCAAAAAAGCAUCCUCAACGUGUUCCCUUUGAGUGUCUUUUUGGACUCGUUCAUGGGCGUUUGGGAUGCCCAAAAGAUGACGGUAGCAGACCAAUGCCCUGGAGUUAUGCAUGUGGACUUGACCGUCAAGGAUGUGAACAGCUGGUACCAGAAAGAAGAGGGCGAGGAACCAGUAAGUCUAAUUGCCGCGGAUGGAAUCCACCCAAAUGCAAGAUGCUAUGCAAAAUGGGGAGCCUUUGUGGGCAACAGCCUUGCUGAUCAAAUCUCGAACGAGUCUGUUUCGGAGCCCAGCAACUUUGUAAUGAACAAACCUUCGCACCAAGAACAGCACUUUGCGGGAGGCUUUGGCAUCCGUGCUUGAUUUGGCGCAGCCAAGCAACAUCAGCGCCUGUGAAAUAUUGCGAUUUGUAUAUAACUGAAGAACCAUUGAGGUAUUGCAGAAUGUAUUGAUGGAAAGAAUGCUACAAUUGAACAGAAUAGAGCCAAUAUAAAAGAUAAACAUAGAGCUAUUCAGUUUUGCUUUU
Molecule: messenger RNA, 2477 nt
Organism: Seminavis robusta
Lineage: Eukaryota; Bacillariophyta; Bacillariophyceae; Naviculales; Naviculaceae
Source: the annotation of a GenBank genome assembly